This is a messenger RNA of Amborella trichopoda, 792 nucleotides long. RefSeq names its product ubiquitin-ribosomal protein eS31 fusion protein. Gene Ontology annotation, cellular component: ribosome. Gene Ontology annotation, biological process: translation. The record is from RefSeq and is a predicted model, not a curated record. NCBI's taxonomy places the organism in Eukaryota, Viridiplantae, Streptophyta, Magnoliopsida, Amborellales, Amborellaceae. Gene Ontology annotation, molecular function: structural constituent of ribosome; protein binding.
AAAUUCUAGGGUUUCAUUUUCCCAACCGUAUUUCGACCCUCGUCGACCUUUCUCUGCAAUUCUAGGGUUUCGAAAAUGCAGAUCUUCGUGAAAACCCUAACGGGUAAGACCAUUACCCUUGAGGUCGAGAGCUCUGAUACAGUUGACAAUGUCAAGGCCAAGAUCCAGGACAAAGAGGGCAUCCCACCAGAUCAGCAACGCCUCAUCUUCGCAGGCAAACAGCUUGAAGAUGGCCGAACACUAGCUGAUUACAAUAUCCAGAAGGAAUCUACUCUUCAUCUGGUUCUGAGACUCAGAGGAGGGGCAAAGAAGAGGAAGAAGAAGACUUACACCAAACCCAAGAAGAUCAAGCACAAGAAGAAGAAGGUGAAGCUCCCUAUUCUUCAAUUUUACAAGGUCGAUGACUCUGGAAAGGUUCAGAAGAUCAGGAAGGAGUGCCCUAACCAGGAGUGCGGAGCUGGGACAUUCAUGGCGAAUCACUUUGAUAGGCACUACUGUGGGAAGUGCGGCCUCACCUAUGUCUACCAGAAAGCGGGUGCAGAGUAAAUGAAACACUUCCUUUCUGUCGAUAUGUAGGAUUUAUUUGAUAGCGUUUUUGUUCAGGGGUUUUCUGUCAUGAUUUUGGAUAAUUAGGGUUUUUUGGACCCUUUUUGCUCCAGCUUAUGGUUCAUUUAGGAAAUGGACGGAACUCUACCAGUUUCUCUAGAUACUGAGGAAGGUUUAUGCAUUUUAUGUUUGGGAUUUUGACCUUCAAGAAUUUAAAGUUUUGUUAUAUUGAUAGGUUCCUUUUCU